AGCAGAACCAGAUCUUGGCAUUGCUCCAUUUCGGUUCCUGGGAGUCCACGAUCCCACUACUCACCGCGGUUGUGUGGUAAACAAAUACCUCGACCGCGCCGAUCAACUUACUUUUAUAGGUUUUCCGAUCCUGACCCGCUGGAUACGGUGUCUCGGACAGCACGUGUCCCUCCUCCGAAGAUCUUUCCUACGGGUACGGUACGAAGAACGGAGAGUUUCAAUUCGGCACCAGGAGUACUAGCGCCACCAAUGUACACGUUGCCACGGUCGUGUACAACCGUCCCACCACCAGAUCCUAUGAGUCGGUUACAUGACCCACUCUCAGCUCGAUCUCAUCAUGACCCUCUCGGACGAAUGAUGGAUCCCCUUCAACGACCUACUGAUCCACGACUAAUGAGCUCCACGAUGUCCCGACAUCAGGAAGCUCUGUCAAGGUCGCUAUGCUCCCCGGUACUGCCAAGGCCAUUGCGGGCACUCGACAACAAAAGUAACUCAUUGCCAAGGAGGAGGGCCAUUUCAGGUCCCCGAAAUGUAAAAUGGCGCACGGACGUGUUGGCCUCGAAUGCCAUGGGCGAUGAUAGCGAUGGGGCGACAUCGGCACCAGAGUACGCAGGAAGUCCAUCUGAUUUACGGUUAUCAAAUGGUGGCCCAGGCCGGACGGUGAAUGAUAUUUUCUCUGCGGCAGAAUACCGAAAUUGGGCCAUACCCUCCGAUCCGUCGAUGGCCAUGUACCCAACGGCGCCUGAUUUCAAUUUUUCCAGGUGGUCUCAUACUUAUGGUGAUCCGCGAGGUCCGCGAUCAACUUCUCUGCCUGGUCGGAGCAUAGUAGCUCAGUCCUUAGUCGGUUCGCCAGUCCUGCCGAGACAUACUGCUGCCCAAGAUCGCCCAUCAGCUGUUCUAGAUCGGUACCAUGUGUCGCCGUUGAUGAACAGACGAGCACCUUUAAGGCCGGCAGGUCCGGGAAUCAAUGUGGAUAGGUUGAACAUUAAUAGUCUCACGGGUAUUCUUUUUGUACAGGUAUUAGAGGGACGAGGAUUAAAGAUUCCGGAAAAACAAAAAGCGGUCACCGAAGAAAUGUACUGCGUUUUAGAAGUAGACGAGCAACAUCGGGCGAGGACCGGCGUUUCAACGGCCGAACAGCGUUUUCGAUGGCGUGAGACGUUUCAUAUUGACGUGUUCAAUGCUACAGUCACGCACUUCUUCGUCUACUCGUGGCACCCGCAGUUUAGGCAUAAGCUGUGUCACAAAGGCUCCUUGAAGCUGUUGGAAGCGUUCAUUGUCGAUCAACUGAAUGGUGACCGAAUGUUCGCUUUGAAUCUGGAACCCCGCGGUCAGCUGAUUGUACGGAUAGGAUUCCACGACAUGCGAGCAGUUUUUCGGCGCACAGUCAAUCCGAGGAUGGAUGGCGUCUUCGGCGUUCCGCUUGGCCGUCUGCUGACCCGUGAGCGACGCGACACACCUAUCGCCCUAACCCGACUCAUUCAAGAGAUCGAAAGGCGGGGUGUUGACUGUAAUGGCUUAUACAUUUUAUGCGGAUCAGUGGAGAAGAAGCGGGUUUUGCGAGACGAACUGGAAGCCAAUCCAUUAGGUUGCGAACUAUCUACUGACAGUGUGCCUGACACAAAUGUUCUGGCGUGCUUGAUAAAGGACUUCCUCCGAGAACUGCCGGAACCAUUGAUACCACCGCAAAUCCAUGCGAUGUUAAUCGAUGCCGGAACUGUAACCCUCCCUAAUGAUGUACAAGGGAACCGACAACUUGUGCUACGGAUCAUUGACUGUCUGAAUACCUUACUGCUCGUCAUGGACCAUCUCACUACGGUACUUGCAUCUUCACCUCACAAUGGCCUGACACCUUCCCGACUCACCACUGUAUUUGCUCCAUUGUUGUUAUGCUGUGCUGAAACACCGCCGGUAAAAGAAUUGCGACCGCUGGAUGUGCCACAAGCUGCCUCCACACUGUCUCUACUUCUACAAAUAUGGCCAUCUAGAGUCAGUGAGUUCUCAUAA
Molecule: messenger RNA, 2007 nt
Organism: Haemonchus placei
Lineage: Eukaryota; Metazoa; Nematoda; Chromadorea; Rhabditida; Trichostrongylidae
Source: the annotation of a GenBank genome assembly